AUGUCGUUCGCCAGCACUCGCCACAGUUUCGCGGACGGGCCAGCCCACGCCGCUGGAGUGAGCUUUGCGGAGGCCGUGCUUACGGGCAUCCCCGCAGACGGCGGCCUCUACUAUCCGGUUGCGGUCCCGCGCAUUCCGGCACACACUCUCGCUCAGUGGGGACAGCUGUCUUACGCGGAACUCGCCUGCGAGGUCCUCUCGCUCUACGCCGUCCCCGACGGCUCUCUCACGACCGAGGAAAUUCGCCAGUGCGUCGCCGAGGCCGGCACCGAAUUCCGGCUUCCGGACUGGGCGCGGGUUGCGAAACUAAAGAUGGAGAACCAGGCUGAAGCACCGAUCCAGGCUGAAGCACCGAACCAGGAUGAAGCACCGAACCAGGCUGAAGCACCGAACCAGGCUGGCGCUGGGUUGGAUGGUUGCCAUGUCUUGGAGUUGUUUCACGGUCCAACAUUCAGUUUCAAGGAUUACGCCAUGUGCAUUCUGGGUCGACUGCUGGACCUCUUAUUGGAGAAGCAGGGCGGUAAGGCGGAGGGGACGGUGCUUGUGGCCACCAGCGGAGAUACGGGUAGUGCGGCCAUUGCGGGUUUUAGGAACCGGCGCCGGCUGAAUUGCGUUGUACUGUUGCCGCACAAUCGUGUGUCCGAGGUUCAGCGCCGCCAGAUGACUACGGACCCUGCGGCCAACGUUCACUGCGUGCAGGUGGAGGGCACCUUCGACGAUUGCCAGCGUCUGUUGAAGGAAAGUUUCGCUGAUGAGAUGUUCAAAAAGGCAUACAAACUCCUUGCCGUUAACUCGGUCAAUUUCGCAAGAAUUUGCUGCCAAAUAACCUACUACUUCUGGGCAUGUUUUCAACUGAAAUCACAACCCGUGGACGUCAUUGUGCCCACUGGCAAUUUCGGGAACAUACUCGCCGCAUUCUACGCAAAACGCAUGGGCGCUCCCAUCAACCAACUCAUAAUUGCGUCCAAUGUGAACGAUAUAUUGCCCCGAUUCAUGAGGUCCGGAACCUACCAACUGGCCCCCGUUAUCCCCACAUACUCCCCCUCCAUCGAUAUACAAGUCUCCAGCAAUUUCGAACGACUACUAUUCGUACUCUCCCACGACGCUUCCAACGGUACUACCAACCACACUUCCAAAGGUACUACCAACCAAGGUACUACCAACCAAGGUACUACCAACCAAGGUACUACCAACCAAGGUACUACCAACCAAGGUACUUCUAAAGAUAUUUUUGCACACAACUUGGAGGCUCCAAGCCCAGAGACGGCAAAUGCUAGGACGGAAAUUGGCCAGCUCUAUCAAGACCUGAAAGAUAAAGGGCAAUUCAGUGUUGACAACAGGCUGCUAGAGGCCAUAAGACAGGAGUUCUCAGCCUAUUCCGUCGACGAAGAAGAGUGUCUAGAGACCAUUAAAACGACCUACCACAAUUAUAAGUACGUCGUAGAUCCCCAUACAGCCAUUGCUAUGGCCGCCGCCAAGAGAUAUCUAGCUGACCAUGGGCCCGCUUCUCUUCUUGUCGUGUCCACAGCUCACCCAGCGAAAUUUGCCGAGUCAGUCAAGCAAGUUAUUCCAGAUAAGGCUGUAGAUGACCUGGUACCCGAGCAACUGGCUUGCCUACUGAAUAAAACCGAGCGAUUUCAGGUACUUUCACACGCUUAUUAUUCCAAUCCCUUUGCUUCAGAUAAUAGACCCGAGUUUGGACGGGUUGAAAAAAGCCUUUGUCAAGAUGGCUACCGCAUGAUAUCCGCUAUAUGA
Molecule: messenger RNA, 1755 nt
Organism: Gregarina niphandrodes
Lineage: Eukaryota; Apicomplexa; Conoidasida; Eugregarinorida; Gregarinidae
Product: threonine synthase
Exons: 1
Coding region: 1-1755 (584 amino acids)
Source: RefSeq, a predicted model, not a curated record